CGUUGAGCCAGGGUCCAAAGGCGCGUCAUAACCAAACACAGUUCUCCUUCAGCCGACCCAGAGCAGCAGCAUGGCAGGAGCUGUGGACGCAGCCUCGGUGCUCCGGGGAGCCCGGGCCCUGUUUUACAUGGUCUCCCCCAACGAAACCUCCUUCCAACACGUGGAGGAAGUCCCGCAGUACAUCCAGCAGGCAACGCCCUUCUUCAUUGGCCUGAUGGUGCUGGAGGUGGUGGUGGGUUGGCUGAAGAAAGGCGUCUCUGUGGUCACCAUCAGCGAUGGAAUCACGUCCAUAUCUGCUGGGAUGAUCUCCAGACUGCCAGCGCUGUUGCUGAUGAACUGGGAGCUGAGCAGCUACCUCUACAUAUGGAACCACCUCCACGUGGUGGAGCUGGCCUGGGACUCGGCUUGGACUUGGUGGCUGACCUUCCUGGGAGUGGAUUUCUGCUACUACUGGGUCCACCGCUUCGCUCACGAGGUGGCCGUUCUGUGGGCGGCCCACCAGGUUCACCACAGUUCAGAGUACUACAACCUGUCCACGGCCCUGAGACAGUCAGUCACACAGCAGCUCUCAUCAUGGAUGUUCUACCUGCCCAUGGCUCUGGCUGUUCCCCCUGCUGUCUUUGCAGUUCACCUGCAGCUGAACCUGCUCUACCAGUUCUGGAUCCACACUGAGCUGAUCAGAGACCUUGGACCCCUGGAGUGGAUUCUCAACACGCCCAGCCAUCACCGAGUUCACCAUGGGCGGAACCUCUACUGCAUCGACAAGAACUACGGCGGGGUUUUGAUCAUAUGGGACCGGUUGUUUGGUACUUUUGCUCCAGAGACAGAUAAGGUGGUAUAUGGGCUCAUAUUUCCCAUCAACACGUUUGAAAUCCUCUGUGUUCAGUUUCACUACUAUGUACAUUUGUGGAGAACAUCCAGCAGCUACAAGAAGACCAGCGACAGGUUGGCCACCUUCUUUAAUGGACCGAGCUGGUCACCUGGUCAGCAGAGGCUCGGCGAUCACAGCUACUGUCCCCAAGUUACCGGUGAGGAGGUGCCACAUGACCCCAGCUGGCCGAUGGCGUCCCGUGUCUAUGUAGUGGUGCACUUCCUGCUGGUGCUGGGUCUUUACCACCAUGUGUUCGAGAGCCAGUCAAUGCUGUCCCAGUCAACCGUCCUGCUGAUGAUCGGCUACAUCCUGCUGACCCUCACCGCCCUCGGCCUGAUUAUCGACCAGAGGCCGGCGGCGCCCAUCAUGGAGAUGCUUCGCUGUGUUGUCAUGGUGAUGAUGCAGCGAUACGGAUACAUGACGCCCCUCCUUCCCAAAGUGGCAGUGGAGGCCUGUGUCUCCCUCUCUCUGCUGGUUUGGGGUGUGCAGAUCUUCUCACAGAUCAUCGGCACCAAGAACAAGUCUGACUGAUCCACCACAAACCACCCACACACUGGUGCUCAGAAGAUCCUGGCUUUCGUACAAUAGAAAUAUCAGCCUAAAAUUACUUCAGUCAUAAUUUAACCAACUUUAAAUGGUGUUUAUUCAAAAUGAUCAUCUUGUCUAAAAUUGUUGUCAAGUCACAAAUUUGCCUCAGUGAUUGUAUGAUUUUGUGAUGACAAUCACUACUGGCACCUUGUAACGUUUAGAAAGGUGCGAUAUAAAUCAAGGUUAUUAUUAUUAUUGUUGUUCACUGCAAUCAUAUAAUUCAAUUUUUUGUAAGUGGUAACAUUUUCAAAUGAAAACACAGCUGUCCUGUUAACAAGGCUGUCGCAUGCAAUGAUACCACCGCUUGUUUCUUCACAUGACAUUGGGAAUUUUAGUAAGGCUUUAAAAUCAGAUCAGAUUAGAUUGGAUUAGAUUAGAUUAGAUCAGAUCAUAUUAGAUUGAAUCAAAUAUUAGAUUAGAUCAGAUCAGAUUAUAUUAGAUUAGAUCAGAUCAUAUUAGAUUGGAUCAGAUCAUAUUAGAUGGGAUUAGAUUAGAUCAGAUCAUAUUAGAUUGGAUUAAUUAGAUCAGAUCAGAUUAGUUUAGAUAAAAUCAUAUUAGAUCAGAUCAUAUUAGAUUGAAUCAGAUCAUAUUAGUUUAGAUAAGAUCAUAUUAGAUCAGAUCAGGUCAUAUUAGAUUGGAUCAGAUCAGAUCAUAUUAGAUUGGAUCAGAUUAGAUCAGAUCAUAUUAGAUUAGAUUAGAUAAGGUCAUAUUAGAUUGGAUCAGAUCAGGUCAUAUUAGAUUAGAUUAAAUCAGGUCAUAUUAGAUUGGAUCAGAUUAGAUCAGAUCAGGUCAUAUUAGAUCAGAUCAUAUUAGAUUGGAUCAUAUUAGAUCAGAUCAGGUCAUAUUAGAUCAGAUCAUAUUAGAUUGGAUCAUAUUAGAUCAUAUCAUAUUGGA
Molecule: messenger RNA, 2353 nt
Organism: Lampris incognitus (smalleye Pacific opah)
Lineage: Eukaryota; Metazoa; Chordata; Actinopteri; Lampriformes; Lampridae
Gene: agmo
Product: alkylglycerol monooxygenase
Exons: 13
Coding region: 71-1402 (443 amino acids)
Biological process (GO): lipid biosynthetic process
Cellular component (GO): endoplasmic reticulum
Molecular function (GO): iron ion binding; oxidoreductase activity
Source: RefSeq, a predicted model, not a curated record